AUGUCAUCGACCUUGGGCAUGGGAAUGGAAGAGAGAGAAGGAAGUUGUGGCCAAGAUGAAUCAAGACACAACUUUUUGAAAUAUGGAGUGCCUCUUUACCAAGCUGCUAUGGAAGGUGACUGGGAGGCGGCAGACAUGAUUUUCAAGGAAGAUCCGAGGUGGAUAACAGCACCAAUCACAAAACGAAACGACACAACCCUCCUCAUUGCAGCAGCAGCCAAGCACCUUGAAUUUGUGACAAAACUUGUAGACUUAAUGAUUAAAGGAGGUGAUCUUCUAGAGUCACGAAACACUCUUGGAAAUACGGCCUUUUGCAUUGCAGCAUCAUCCGGAAAUGUAGAGAUAGCAAAGGUUAUGGUUAGGAAAAACCAACAACUGCCUGAUAUUAAAGGGAGUAAAAAUCUGACACCUCUUCAUAUGGCAAUUCUUCUUGGCCAUAAAGAGAUGGUCAAGUACCUGAUAGAGGUAACAGAUGACAGCCUUUUAAAAGAUGAGGAUCGCAUCGAACUGCUUACUAGUGCCAUAGAGGCUCACUUAUAUGAUGUGGCGCUUGGAUUUAUAAAUAAGCAUCCCCAUUUGGCAGUCCAUCGGAACAGGAAGGAUGAGACUGUUUUGCAUACUCUUGCUGCAAGGCAUUUACAAAGCCAUACUCCGAAACAAAGCUUAUGGGAAAAACUUCUAAGCCAAUGUACUAAAAUGCUCGGCAAAGAUGAGAAGGAACAGCAGCUGGGAUUUGCUCUUAAAGUGACUCAGAGAGCAUGGAAUGAGGUUAUUAAAGAAGAUGAAAAUGGGAUUUCUCAAUUGAUUGGACUUCCUUGGAGAUUAUUGUUUGUUGCAGCCGAAAUGGGAAAUGUUGAUUUCCUAACAACAUUGAUUCUUUCAUACCCUGAUGUGAUAUGGAAAAUUGAUGAUAAAAAUAGUAGUAUAUUUCAUGUUGCUGUUGUCUGUCGACACGAGGAGAUCUCCAAGCUCAUACAUGAGAUAGGAGCUAUUAAAGAUCUAAUCGCUUCUUACACAGACUAUGAACAUAAUAACAUGUUGCAUUUAGCUGCAAAGAUUGCACCUCCUGAUAGGCUCAACUGUGUCUCUGGUGCAGCUUUACAAAUGCAACGAGAGCUUUUAUGGUUUGAGGCUGUGCAAGACGAUGUACAACCGCAUUAUGCUGUGGCUAAAAAUAUAUCGAGAAAGACACCCCAAACUCUGUUCACGGAAGAGCACAACGAGUUACGACUACAAGGGGAACAAUGGAUGAAGAAGACAGCAGAAUCAUGUACUCUUAUUGCAACAGUUAUUGCAACGGUAAUUUUUACAGCGGCUUUCACCUUACCUGGUGGUAAUAAUGACAAGGAUGGAUCUCCAAUCCCACUAAAUAAAGCUUCUUUCAAGGUGUUUGUAAUAUCGAAUGCAGUUUCAUUGUUUGCAUCCUCAACUUCCAUUUUAAUGUUUCUAUCAAUCUUGACAUCGCGGUAUGCAGAAAAAGACUUUCUUAAGGUACUACCUUUCAAGCUCGUGGUUGGAUUAACAUCUUUAAUAGUAUCCAUCGCGGCUAUGAUGAUUGCUUUCACUGCUACAUUCUUUAUCACAUUUCAAAAGGGUUCGAUAUGGAUUCCUGCACCGAUUGCUCUACUGGCAGCUAUCCCAGUUAUGUUAUUUGGCUUUCAGCAAUAUCCUCUGUUAUGGGAUAUAUAUAGUUCAACUUAUCCUUCAUGGACCUUCUUUCAGCCAAGUAAAAAGCGAAAACUUUUAUGGAAGUCUAAAAGUCCCAAAACAAAAUUAAGUUAGAA
Chenopodium quinoa (quinoa) is the source of this 1784-nucleotide messenger RNA. RefSeq names its product ankyrin repeat-containing protein ITN1-like. The coding region runs from base 1 to 1782 and encodes 593 amino acids. Gene Ontology annotation, molecular function: protein binding. The record is from RefSeq and is a predicted model, not a curated record. Lineage: Eukaryota; Viridiplantae; Streptophyta; Magnoliopsida; Caryophyllales; Amaranthaceae. The transcript has 5 exons.